Notolabrus celidotus (New Zealand spotty) is the source of this 1067-nucleotide messenger RNA. RefSeq names its product nuclear cap binding protein subunit 2 (gene ncbp2). Gene Ontology annotation, molecular function: RNA cap binding. Gene Ontology annotation, biological process: mRNA cis splicing, via spliceosome. Bases 70 to 564 code for a protein of 164 amino acids. The transcript has 5 exons. The record is from RefSeq and is a predicted model, not a curated record. Gene Ontology annotation, cellular component: nuclear cap binding complex. Lineage: Eukaryota; Metazoa; Chordata; Actinopteri; Labriformes; Labridae.
CCAGAAAUCGCUUGGUUGUAUUUCCGUUAUGCAAAAUAACUGCAGGCGGCUCAUCGACUAUUCUUCAUCAUGGCUGUGAAAUUAAACGCUUUGACCAGCGAUUCUUACAUUGACGUUAGUCAGUACAGAGACCAACAUUUUAAGGGUAACCGCUAUGACCAGGAGAAACUGCUGAAGCAGAGCCACACUUUAUAUGUUGGAAAUCUCUCCUUCUAUACAACUGAGGAACAGGUGUAUGAGCUAUUUUCUAAAGGUGGAGAUGUAAAACGCAUCAUCAUAGGUCUGGAUAAAGUCAAGAAGACAGCCUGUGGAUUCUGCUUCGUAGAAUACUACACACGUACAGGAGCAGAAAAUGCCAUGCGCUUCAUUAAUGGCACGCGGCUAGAUGACCGUAUCAUCAGGACGGACUGGGACGCCGGCUUCAAGGAGGGACGGCAGUUCGGCCGGGGCAAGUCUGGAGGACAGGUGAGAGAUGAGUACAGGCAGGACUACGACCCAGCCAGAGGGGGCUACGGGAAGCUGACCCAGCAGCAUAGACCCUCAGAUACACGGAACAGUUUUUAGAAUGAACCCCUUUACAGCAGUCUGCCUGGACUACACAGAGCCCCCACCAUCAGUCUUGGAUUAGAUAUACUCCCCAGCAAUGCCACAACAUACUUUAACAGAUCGUUUCCCCAAAAGUAUACCAUCAAACACAGCCUCAUAAUAAAAGCUGUUCAUAAUGUCAUGGUCUGUACAUGUCAUACCUCCUGUCAGUCUGCAUCACAGCACAUGCCAAACCUCAAAGUAAGUGUGAUAUGAAUGGAUGUUUUUAUUACCCUGUAUGUAGUCAUGCUAUGAACUCUCCAACAGACUGGAAACGCUCUGAUAGAAUGUAGCGACUGGGCUGAGUUUGCAUCAAAUAUGAAGUCAGAAUGAACUUGCUAAGUCUCCACAUUAGGUUCAAAUAGAAGUCUUCUGGAGUCAGGAAGAACAAUGAUACCAUCUUACUGCUUGAUGAGUGAAACUUUGUGUCUCAAAUUGUGAAUACUUUUUUAAAUAAAGUUUUUUCUUUCUUAAAUCGUUAA